AUGGUGUGUGCCUAUGAUUUUUUGAAAAGAGAGAAUAUACUUACAGCUCUUCCAAUAUUUCUCAGCUGUGGCAGACCAUAUCCUCAAGGGAAUCCUGCUGAUGGGCCCCUGGAGGGAAGCAGUGCAGCCAUUCGGACACCAAGCAGAACGGAUGACACUACUCAAGUUACCUCUGAUUAUGAAACCAACAACAACAGUGAUAGCAGUGAUAUUGUACAGAACGAAGAUGAGACUGAGUGCCUGAGGGAGCCUCUAAGGAAAGCUUCUGGUUGUGGCCCCUACACGCCUGAGGCCAUGAUAUUCCUGGACAAGCCAAUUCUUGCUCCUGAACCUCUUGUCAUGGAUAACUUGGACUCAAUUAUGGAGCAGCUAAAUACUUGGAAUUUUCCAAUUUUUGAUUUGGUGGAAAAAAUAGGAAGAAAAUGUGGCCGUAUCCUUAGUCAG
Leptonychotes weddellii (Weddell seal) is the source of this 444-nucleotide messenger RNA. NCBI's taxonomy places the organism in Eukaryota, Metazoa, Chordata, Mammalia, Carnivora, Phocidae. The record is from RefSeq and is a predicted model, not a curated record.